UCUGCGAUAGUCAAUUGGCAUCGUCAUCGCCGUCGCCGUCGCCGUCGCCAUCGUCUGAUGAACCGAAAUUGAAUGUUUUUAUAAUGAGGCACAUUUGAAUAAUUUGUCAUCAACCUGCCAAAAUCAACAUAUACACAUUAGAUCAUACUCUCCACGCGUACAAACAGUUUACCAAGUGAAACUGAAUUGUUUGAUUCUGACGGCCUCCAACCGCAGAACGAUGCCCAACCAAUUGAGUAAAUCGUAAUUUGUUAUUAGUGGUUUGUAGUUUUGUUGCGCUGUUUGUAACGGUAAAACACAUUUUGAAAUAUACCGUAAUUAGGUUAAAUGAAAUAGAAAGUGCGCAUGGUCACAAACCAUAAUCAAUAUGAUUGUUACUGCUUACAUAUGUCAGCGCGCACACCGCCUAUCUAUUUCUAGCCGUGAAGAUAUGUCAAACAAACAAACAAAUGAAAGAAGAAAAAAAAACGAGUAGCAAAACAGUAACCGCAGCAGCAAAGCUUUCUCACAUUGGAUAAAUAUGGCUCAGGCCUAGGCUAUUUGGUGGGAAGCGGUUUUGUCCAAUUCUGUACACAAAAAUCGAAUUUUUUCGGAUUCUUUGCGAUAAUUUCCUGAUAUGUUGAGAUUGAGGAAGCACAUAAAUGGCUUUUCACUCAGAUACCAUACAUCGAAUCGUUUAGAGAAGGACAAACGAAUCACGUGUACCACCGCAAAACGGAUACCGAAAACAUUUCAAUUUUAUUAUGUUGUAUCAUGUCUUCAAUGGUGGAAAGUAUUGCCGCCAACAUAUAAAUUCUUUCUAAUCUUAGUCGGUUUAGUCGUGUUAUUGGUAGCGUAUAUGUAUUUGCAAAAAUUAGUGAAUUACGUGAGGAGUGUGACAAAUGAUGGACAAAAACCAGGAAAAGUUGUACCAAAUCCAGAGUAUCCGUUGCCACCAUCCCAUUCGAUACUGCAUCAGUUUAAAAAUGGUGCCGUAUGCUCUGAUGCCGAACAAUGUAGUAAAAUAGGAAGUGAUUUCCUUGACCGGGGAGGAAAUAUUUUUGAUGCAGCCAUUGCCACACUGUUUUGCAAUGGUAUUGCAACGGCCCAAAGUAUGGGAAUUGGCGGUGGAUUCCUUAUGAAUUUGUAUAUUCACUCGGAAGGCAAAGCCUAUACAUUAAAUUCCAAAGAAAUGGCACCGUUGAAUGCUACCGAAGACAUGUUCAAAACGCCCGAAGAAUACCUAAACGGGCCGUUAUCGGUUGCUGUACCGGGCGAAGUCAAAGGAUAUUGGGAAUUGUAUCAACGAUUUGCAUCGAAACGUUUCAGCUGGAAAGAGCUUGUUGAACCGACCAUCAAAGUUUGUGAAUCAGAACUAAAAUUAUCGAAGCAUAUGAGCGAUAACAUCACACCAAGACUACUGAAAGAUAAUCAUUUGAGGAGGACUUUCUUCGUGAACGGAACGAAUACACCGCGACGUGAAGGUGAAUAUGUACGAUUUGCGCCGGAAUUAUGCAACACCUACAAAUUGAUUGCCGAAAAUGGCGGUAAUGACUUCUACAAUGGCACAUUGGCUGCUUUAAUCGCCGAUGAUUUGCGAGAUCUCGGUAGCAUUGUAACAAAAAAAGAUCUGGAAUCGUACAGAACACAGUGGGAAGAGUCUUUAACAAUGCCUAUAAAUGAUAAUACUGUGUAUGUGACACCAACAGGGGGUGGACCACUUGUUGCAUUUAUACUCAACAUUUUACGCGAGUACAACAUGACACGAAAAGAUAUUGAGACUGAAGACGAUCAAAUUCGUACAUAUCAUCGAUUCAUCGAAUCCUUCAAAUACGCAUUUGGAUAUCGGACACAAUUGAAUAACUCCGACACAAUACCGGAGUUGGUGCAUAAAAUGUUAUCAUCCGAGUUCGCUAACCAAAUUCGUGAGAAAAUUGAUGAUAAUCACACAUCAGAUGAUCCAAAACAUUACGGUGGUGAUUAUAAAGUGAUUGAAGACAAAGGAACAUCACAUGUUUCAAUUCUUGCACCGAACGGUGAUGCGAUCUCCGUUACAUCAUCAAUUGAUUUGUAUUGGGGAAUUGGACAAUCGGGCAAACGAACGGGCAUCAUAUUCAACAAUGCAAUGAACGAUUUUGCCGUAAAAUCGUUCAAAAAUUAUUUCGAUUUGCCGGCAUCGCCUGGAAAUCAUAUUGCACCACAAAAGCGUCCCAUUUCUUCAAUGAGUCCAACUAUUGUGACCGAUGGUAACGGUGAUGUGCGAUUGGUGAUUGGAGCUGCAGGUGGCACAAAAAUACCAACCGCCAUUUCAACGGUCAUUGCUCGAUUGCUAUGGUUUGAACAAGACAUCAAAGAAGCCGUAGAUGCACCACGAAUCCAUCAUCAGCUAGCACCAAUGGAGGUGCAAUACGAAUACGGCAAUAUACAGAAAUUAAUUACGGGCCUGGAGUUAUUGGGUCAUAAAAUGCACAGAUAUGAAGACCGAGGCUCGGUGAUUUGUGCGAUUGCAAAGAAUCAGACGGGAAUUUUUGCGAAUGCUGAUUACAGGAAAGCGGGCGAAGUGGUUGGACUAUGAAUUAAUUCAUCUAGACGAAAAAAAAACCAAACAAAACAAAGCACACCGGCGAUCAACAUCAACGUAAAAAUGCACGAUAACACACAAUAAUUAAACAACAAUUUUGUUUAUUUUGUUUUUGUAAUAAUAAUAAGAAGUGAAUUUUACAACUUUGACACGACAAAAAAUGAACGUGCAUAUUUCGAUUACUUCCGUUGUCAAUGCAAUUUGAAAUUAAGAGGAAAUAAAUAAAUAAUAAUAGACGAUGUGAUUCAAGUCGUUAAAAUUCAUAAA
Molecule: messenger RNA, 2827 nt
Organism: Sitodiplosis mosellana (orange wheat blossom midge)
Lineage: Eukaryota; Metazoa; Arthropoda; Insecta; Diptera; Cecidomyiidae
Product: glutathione hydrolase 1 proenzyme-like
Exons: 10
Coding region: 617-2554 (645 amino acids)
Biological process (GO): glutathione catabolic process
Cellular component (GO): plasma membrane
Molecular function (GO): glutathione gamma-glutamate hydrolase
Source: RefSeq, a predicted model, not a curated record